AUGGAAGUCUUUGUCAAGACUGUUUCAACAGCCACUAUUGCAUGCCUGGUCAUGAAACCCAUUGAUCAGUACAAUGGCCAGCCCUGGUAUUUCAAAGUGGAACAUAUCGCACCAUGCCUCAAGCUUUGGACCAACUCCUACCCGGAUGAGAGCAUCACGAUUAAUGAGGCAUUCAAAAAGCUUGCUAUUUGCCACACUGUGGACGUGAAUGAUCCUUCCCGCAAUAAGCAAUCUAUUGAAAAUUAUGAAGACAAACAAGGCAAAGGUCGCACUAACUAUUUCUUUUCCAUGUGGACUACCUUCACCAUUCCAGUCGAAAACUUUUCAUCUGAAACUGAUGAUGCCCCUGGCCUUGUUCGUGCCAUGUAUGACCCCAAAUUGAAGACUAACUUCCCGAUUUUUGCCAAAAGUGCCAUUGUUAAAGUCACACAACUCACCCCUGAUGAAAGUCUCACUGACCUUGUCCCUACUGAAACGGAUCGUGAUAUCCACAGUGAAUUGUUUUGCAGUGCUACAGACACUAUGAAGUAUUCCAGCGACCUCUAA
Seminavis robusta is the source of this 546-nucleotide messenger RNA. The record is from the annotation of a GenBank genome assembly. Lineage: Eukaryota; Bacillariophyta; Bacillariophyceae; Naviculales; Naviculaceae.